Molecule: messenger RNA, 1056 nt
Organism: Ipomoea triloba (trilobed morning glory)
Lineage: Eukaryota; Viridiplantae; Streptophyta; Magnoliopsida; Solanales; Convolvulaceae
Exons: 2
Coding region: 126-1052 (308 amino acids)
Molecular function (GO): zinc ion binding; nucleic acid binding
Source: RefSeq, a predicted model, not a curated record
CAUAUUUUCUCUCGGCUUUCUUCUUCUUAUUACCAUAAAAUAUUUAUAUUAUUAGUAUUAAUAUUAUAUUUCAUAAUACGUUAUCAGCACGAUAACUCGGGUUCAACCAUCACUUAGAUGUUGAAAUGCAUCUAAAUGCAAAAGGUCUCGGUGAAACUAUCAAAGAAAAUAAUGAUGCCUCGAUUCAAGAUCGAGCAAAGGCAAUGAUUUUCAUUCGCCAUCACCUUGACCAAGGGUUAAAAGAUGAAUAUCUUACUGUGAAAGAACCCUCUGAACUCUGGAAAAAUUUGAAAGAAAGAUAUGACCACCAGAGGACAGUAAUUCUCCCAAAAGCCCGUUAUGACUGGCUUCACUUGCGUUUGCAAGAUUUUAAAACUGUGAGCGAAUAUAAUUCUGUUAUGUUUAAAAUAAGCUCUCAGUUGUUGUUAUGUGGGGAGAAAAUCACUGAUGAUGAUAUGCUUGAAAAAACCUUCUCUACUUUUCAUGCAUCGAAUAUGGUGCUACAACAGCAAUAUAGAGAGAAGGGUUUUACGAAAUAUUCCCAGUUGAUUUCAUGUCUUCUGGUGGCUGAACAAAAUAAUGAGCUGUUGUUGAAAAACCACGAAGCACGUCCUACUGGCUCAAUCCCAUUCCCCGAGGUGAAUAGUGUGUCUAAUAAUAAUAAUGCUAAGGGCCGUGGCCGUGGCCGUAGCCGUAGACGGGGAAAUGGAAGAUACCGUGGUUAUAAUCCUGGUAAUGGACAAAAUCGUCAUGGUGGUUACAAUUUCAAGAAUAAAAAUUACCACCGAAAAGGGGAAAGUAGUGGUGCAAAACAUGAUAAGGACAAACGUGAAAAUUAUCCCAAACGUACUGAAAGUGUAUGUUAUCGUUGUGGCAUGACUGGCCAUUGGGAGCGUGUUUGUCAUACAUCAAAGCACUUUGUGGACCUCUAUCAGGCAUCCCUGAAAGGAAAAGCAAAUAUAGAGUCCAACAAUGUUUUUAUGGAAGACGAUUUUGUUGACACACAGUUGGAUGUUGAAGAUUAUCUUGGGCCAGUUGAAAAUCUAAAUUAAUGUU